GGGGGCCCUGCAGUGCCAGGAAAACUAGUUUGUUUUCCUGGCACUGGAGAGUCCCUUUAAGGGGUUAAUAGCUUCCGGUAUCUAGAGAUGUUAUUGUAUCCCAACCCAAGCAGUAAAACCCUUUCACAGAUAAGCGAGACGACAAUAGCUGUUGGAUUUACGAAGACGAUGAAGCUGGGUCUCUGUGUGUUUCUUUAUAUUCUGCUAUUGCAGCAGCUGAGUUCUGGAGUAGAAGUGACAGUCGAGUCCCCUCAAACUGCGUUGAUAGGAUCUUCUAUUCUUCUUCCCUGCACAUUCCGCAUCAAUAACCCUCCUAUAAACCCUAAUUUCCUGGCGGUAUUCUGGAAAUUUAGAAACAUUGAAUUGAUGAAAUAUGAUAACAAGGGGAUGACAGCAAACUCGAAAGUGUCAGUAAAUGAGCAGGAUUUCAAGAAUGGAAUUGUUUCUCUGUCUUUACACAACGUGACUAUCUCUGAUGAAGGAACUUACACGUGUUUAGUUAUUUACAGCCCUGACAGACAAGAAAAAACAGUAGAUUUACAUGUCAAAGCCUCUCCAGUAGUCAGAAUAACUAAGAAAGCUCUUCUACAAAAUCAAAAAAGCCAGAUUCAAUGUUCGAUCACAGACUUCUACCCAGAGAAAAUUAAAGUGACCUGGUUGAGGGAUGGAUCUCCUCUGUCAACAGACUUGAGAGUACCCCAGAGGAAUGCAGAUGGGACCUAUAGGGUAAACAGCUCUUUGAUUUUCACCCCAACCCAAAAUAGCUUGCUCAUCGAGUGCGAGGUGGAGCAUGAAUCACUAACAACUCCUAUAAAGGACAGUUACACAGUAAUAUAUGGAGUGCCCCCCACUGUACAGAUCUUCUCUUCCGAGAUACCAGAACAUAAGGAGCGAGUCUUUGUCUGCGAACUGAAAGGGUUUUACCCUGAGCCUGUGACAGUCAAAUGGAUGCAGAAUGGAAAAAGGAUCGAGACAUCUGGAAGAAAUGCAGACGGCACUUUUAAUAAAGAAAGUUUUUACCGUGUUCAUUUUUCAUCGCAAAACAAGUCGGCAGAUAUCUCCUGUGAGGUGGAGCAUGAGACGUUAUUAAGUCCUAUAAUUAAAACCCAGCAUAUUGAAUACUACAGUGACGAUAACAAGUCCUCUCGUCUUGGUUUAGCAGUGGUUCUAACCAUAAUAGCGACUCUGGCUGUUAUCUGUGCUUUAUUCUGGUAUUUCGUCUACAAGAAAAAAUAUUUCAAGAGAUUUGUAGUGAGUCCAAUAUACAGGCCUGAGAUGUGGGGUGAGGAUAGAAAGAUCACCCUGUAUUGUAUGGCUUUCAACUGCCCAAAGGAGGUCCAGGUGACGUGGAUUGUGGAUGAUCAUGAUGAACAGAGCAGCAAAAAGUCAUAUGGAGGAACCACGGAUGAGGAGAAGAAUUUGCUGAGCCGUGAUUAUACCAUAAAAACUGACCAUUCACAGGUCGAUGGGAUGCACAAUGUUAUCACAGCAGUAAUUAUGACAGCCAACCUAUCAGAUGAAAAGAAGAAAGACAUUGUAUGCAUAUUUAACUGCGACGGGCAGACCAAAUGGCAAAAAAUUGUCUGGAACCCUAUGUUAUUAAAACCCCAAAUAGACCACGCAAAGCCUAUUCAACUAUCCCUGUGUGACUCGGGUGAUGUUCUCUGUUCGGUCAAUCUGAUGAACUUCAGUCCUAAAGAUAUUCGGAUAACAUGGAGUAGUGGAGUUGGACAUUAUCAGGAUCUGAAGACCUUUAAGGAGAUAGUUACAAAAAAUUCCCAGAACAUGUUUGAUGCUGAAAGUGAAUGCAGGAUCUCCAUAAACCUAUUCAAUGAGCCUGGAUUUAAAGCUCGUGUUACUUGGAAACAUAAAUCCAUGGAUAACUCUGAAACCAAGGAAGUAUCUGCAGCAGACUUGCCUUGGCGCCCUCAGAUAGGAGAUAUAAUAAUACCAUAUUUGUUACACAGCGCUGAGGCCAAGCUGCAAUGUACAAUCUCUGGCUAUUUCCCUGAUAAUCUGGAUGUGAAAUGGUUCAGGAGGGAACCUGGAAAGCAGGAACUGUACCUUGUGUCUCCCAGUGAGAAAUACAAGCUUCCAGUAAAGGAUGUAACCAGACAGGAGGAUCUGACUUAUACCUGUACAGCCAGUCUGAUUGUCACAGUGUCUAUUAGAACUGAUCAUGGAGCAGAGUUCAUCUGCCAGGUGGGACAUCCCAGUGUGGAGAGACCCUUGGAGAGCAGAACAGGGGAACUCCAUGUGAGAGGAAUCCACGUUUUUAAUGUGUUCCUCGAUUAUACACAGUCACAUGACUUGCUAACGGCGGACGUCAGAGUUUUCCCAAAUCAAAAUAUUGAAGUAACAUGGAGUCGAUCUAAAUCUGGAAAGCUUUAUGAAACGUACCCUGAUUCUGAACAUAUCAAUAAAUCUGCCGAUAUUGGGGGUGGAAUUACCCAAUUAAUCAGCCAAUAUAAAGCAAAAAAGAGUAUUCAGGAUCAUAUAAAAUAUUUCAAAGUAUCAGUGAAACUUAAAUCAAUGGAAUCUCCGAUUGAGAAGACAAUCGUACGUAUAAAAGGUGACUAUUCCAUUAUUGAUGAGGCAGGUGAGAGACCAUUGCCUAAAUCUUCCAUGAUGGAAUGUAAUGGUCCUCCUGGGUGCUCAGAUCCUCCUAAAACUACAGAGAAAGGUGACUUGUCCAUUAUUGAUGAGGCAGGUGAGAGGCUGUUGCGUGACUUAUCCAUGACGGAAAAUAAUGGUCUUCCUGGCUUCUCCGAUCCUACUGAAACUACAGAGAAAGGGAACACUCAAAUGGAACAGAAAGACGACAAUGGAAAGAAACAAAAGGGAAAAUUUAAAAUGCCAGCAGUGUUUAGUAAAAAAUCAUCCUCCAAAAAGUGAUGUGAUAGCUGCCAUAGCAAGAUUGUGUCAUUUUGCUAUUAUUGGUUGACAAUGGAAGGACUCUAGGAGAUCAGUUUAACUGUGAAAUGAGGGCCAUACCUCUCUGAUGGCGACAAUUUUAGUCUGUUCGUCGAUCUGUACUUAUUUCGCUAUCAAUCUCUAUCUCUUCCACUUUUAUUUUUAUUAAAUAAAAUAAAUAGGAAGAGUUAAAAACCUACUAAUUUAAGGCUUUUAAUAAACCAAUGAUGAGAUUUGUAAAAUCUUGUUUAUCUUUUCCCAUUAUUGUAGCUUUUGACUGCUAGCUUUCAGGCAUUAUGUGGAAUGACUGAGUAUUCCAUCCAACCUGCAGUUUAUAGGGUUCGAACCCCUUUAUUACCACUCGCAUGUUUACAACAUUACGGAUACUUUAUUUAGAAUUGGAUUUCACAUUUACCUUUUACACACACACUAUUAUCACUCCUGUACAGUGCAAGGUUAAUUUACUGGACGUCACUGAAUAGCAGACAUGUGAGGGCGUAUUAGGCAUGCUCUGGGUAUAUACGCAGCUUGCAACACACUUGAAAAUAAAAAUGUAAUCUGUAAUAAAUAUGUAUAUGUUAAAGUGAUUGGAUUAUAUCUUUUUAUGUAUACUUUCUUCUUUAAAUGUCUCACUGUAAUAUCCCUCGAAUAUCCAAAAUAUGAAUACGCAAUCUGAAGUUUUUCUGUGACA
Molecule: messenger RNA, 3604 nt
Organism: Pelobates fuscus (common spadefoot toad)
Lineage: Eukaryota; Metazoa; Chordata; Amphibia; Anura; Pelobatidae
Exons: 13
Coding region: 88-2895 (935 amino acids)
Source: RefSeq, a predicted model, not a curated record